AUGAAUGAAGAUAGACUUCCUAACACAACCGAUUUGGCAUACAAAAGGGUUUCUGUACAUAAUAUAGAAGUGGGAUCCUAUGUUUUGGUCAGAGCUGGUGAGAUAAUUAUCUUGAUUCUACCACAGGUAUCAUUGAAGAGGGACGUACUGGAUAUCAGGGAGCAGGAUUAUUACGAGUCAUUGUACAAUGAGAGUCAGGCACAGUUUAACACAUAUGUUGAAGCAGGAACAAUUAUGCAUAACUAUGGUCACAUUUUUGACCUUCUCACACGUUUGCGUCAGGCAGUUGACCAUCCUUACCUUGUGGUAUAUUCUGCAACUUUAGCAAUGAGAAACACAAACAAGGUGGAAAUUGAUAAUGAAGAGCGCAUAUGUGGCAUUUGUCAUGAGCCAGCAGAAAAUCAUGUGGUUACCUCUUGUGAACAUGCUUUUUGCAAAGCUUGUUUGAUUGAUUAUGAUGCUUCCUUGGGACAAGUCUCAUGCCCUUCUUGCUCGACACCGCUUACUGUUGAUUUGACAGCAAUUGCAGAUAAUGGGAAUCAGACCAAAUACUACAACACCAACCAAAAAGGCGAGCAAGCAAGAACUGGAAGGCAAUGCAAAGAUCAUUGGAACAAGAUGAAUCAAAAGGUGGCGCGUUUCAAUGGGUGUUAUAAACGAGUACAACAAGCAUAUCACAGUGGUUGGUCUGAUGAGCAAAUUCUUGAGAAUGCACAUCAAUUGUACAAAUCUGAAAAUAACAACUCAAAUUUUCUGCUUGUGGACUGUUGGAGAUUGCUAAAGGAUGAGCCGAAAUGA
Humulus lupulus (European hop) is the source of this 798-nucleotide messenger RNA. RefSeq names its product ATP-dependent helicase rhp16-like. The record is from RefSeq and is a predicted model, not a curated record. The transcript has 6 exons. Lineage: Eukaryota; Viridiplantae; Streptophyta; Magnoliopsida; Rosales; Cannabaceae. Bases 1 to 798 code for a protein of 265 amino acids.